AUGGGUUUCUGUUUGCAGGCUUUCAUAGCACUUGUGCUGGUGCAAGCAAGUUGUGGUCAACAUGAUUAUCCACCACCGCAUCAUCCGCAUUAUGUACCACCGCCACCACCACCGCACCAUAUACCUCCACCACAUCCAGAGCCAUAUCCACAACCAUGUUCACCACCACAUGUAGAACCUCAUCCCCAUCCAUACCCGCAUCCACAUCCAGUGCCUCAUGUAGAACCUCAUCCACAUCCAUAUCCACCUCAUCCAGAACCAUAUCCACAACACUGUCCUGCACCACCACAUCCAGAACCUCAUGUAGAACCUCAUCCUCAUCCAUUACCUCAUCCAGAACCAUAUCCACAACCAUGCCCACCACCUCAUCCACCAUCUCACCCACCACCGUAUCCACACCCUCAUCCACCACCACAUCCACCAAUACAUCCACCACCAUAUGUACCACAGCAUCCUCAUCCAAUACCUCCACCACCUCCACCACCAGUAUAUCAUGGAAUAUUCCCUCAGCACUUCUCUUUCGGAGUUUCAAAUGGAGCGUACGAUCAUGAAGGUGGUUAUCUACAAGAUGGUGCUGGCGAGAGUAUUUACGAUCGUUGGAUACACAACAAUCCUCAUCUUAUACUUGAUGGAAGCAAUGGCGAUGUAUCUGCUGAUGGUUACAACCAUCUUGAAGAAGAUGUCGAAAUUCUCAAUAAUUUGACAGUAAGGCAUUACGUAUUUUCUCUAUCUUGGGCUAGAAUAAUACCCACCGGCUGUGGAGACGUCAACAAAGCUGCCAUCAAACAUUACCAAAGACAAAUUGAACUCCUCAGAGAAAACCAAAUCGAACCAAUCGUCGUCCUUUACAACGGAGAUCUUCCUCAAGCUCUCCAAGACCAAGGAGGUUUCCUUAGCGACCAAUUCCCAAGGUGGUUCACCGAAUACGCUAAUGUUGCUUUCGAAUGUUUUGGGGGUAGCGUACAAUAUUGGAUCACUUUUGACGAUCCGUUUGGUCAUUGUCAUGAAGGGUAUGGAGAAGGUACUUUGCCACCUGGUGUUGGCGAUAACCCUGGAGUUAACGAGUACAUCUGCGGACAUCAUCUUCUCAAAGCUCACGCUGAUGUUUACCAUUUGUACGAUGACUCCUAUAGAUAUAUCCAGAAAGGUAAAGUAUCUAUGGCCAUUUAUUCACCUUGGUUUGAACCUGCUACAGACUGCCAAACUGAUAUCGAAGCAGCAGAAACAAGACUACAGUUCCACAUUGGUUGGUUCGCCCAUCCCAUCUACGUCGGUGACUAUCCUAAAGUCAUGAUCCAAAGAAUCAGUCAACUGUCAGAAUUACAAGGCCUAUGCGAAUCUAGACUACCCGUAUUUACCAGGAAAGAAAUCGAAUGGAUCAAAGACACCCACGACUUUUUCGCUCUUACCUAUUUCAUCGGUUACCAUGUCAGCGCUGUUAGUGAUGAAAGUUGUUUGUCACCGUCGCUUAAUGGUGAUGCUGGUAGCGAGAUUGUUACAAUCAAAGGAGAUGACACUUGGGGAAUAAGAAAGGUAGUAGUAUGGGUGAAGCAACAAUAUCUAAACCCAUCAAUAUUCAUUUUGAACAAUGGAUUUGUUUUAGCCGAUCGUUCAUUAGAGGAUUAUAGCCGUAUUGAUUACAUCAAAAAAAUCUUAAUACACAUUUACGAUGCUAUGACAAAGGAUGAUGUUCGUAUUUAUGCUUACACUUACUAUUCAUAUAUUGAUGGAUUCGUACGAACUUUUGGAUACACAAUUAAGUUUGGUUUUUACGACGUAGAAUUCGACUGUCCCGCGAAAACCAGAACUGCCAGAAUUUCAGCUGAUUACUACCGACACGUCUGCAAAUAUGGUUGCAUAGAUGACCCAUGUCCUCCUCGACAUCAUCACGAAUAUUUUGGGGAACAUGUUGUAUACUGA
This is a messenger RNA of Psylliodes chrysocephalus, 1920 nucleotides long. NCBI's taxonomy places the organism in Eukaryota, Metazoa, Arthropoda, Insecta, Coleoptera, Chrysomelidae. The record is from the annotation of a GenBank genome assembly.